Messenger RNA from Hipposideros armiger (great roundleaf bat), 1385 nucleotides. RefSeq names its product WAS/WASL interacting protein family member 1 (gene WIPF1). NCBI's taxonomy places the organism in Eukaryota, Metazoa, Chordata, Mammalia, Chiroptera, Hipposideridae. The record is from RefSeq and is a predicted model, not a curated record. The transcript has 7 exons. The coding region runs from base 324 to 1385 and encodes 353 amino acids.
CACCAGCCACCUGGGCAGGACUGCAGAUAUCUGGGGUCAACACAAACAUCUCUGCUGACAACUACAGAUUUAUCAGCAAGACUGGUAAAAGCGUGACUGUCCAAGAUGCCUGUCCCGCCCCCUCCAGCACCCCCACCGCCGCCCACCUUGGCUUUGAACCUAAAGGAGCCAGUGCUGGUGGCGGUGGUGGCUUUGGCGGAGGCGGCGGAUUUGGCGGAGGAGGUGGCAGCGGUGCUGGUGGUGGUGGUGGUGGUGGCAGCGGUGGCGGUGGCAGCUUUGGAGGGGGUGGACCACCCGGCUUGGGAGGACUGUUCCAGGCUGGAAUGCCGAAGCUGAGAUCAACAGCCAACAGGGAUAAUGAUUCUGGAGGAAGCCGACCCCCGAUUUUGCCACCAGGAGGCAGAUCCACAUCUGCCAAACCUUUCUCACCCCCAAGUGGCCCAGGGAGGUUCCCUGUGCCUUCUGCGGGCCACAGAAGCGGACCCCCAGAGCCUCAGAGGAACCGACUGCCUCCCCCGAGGCCCGACGUGGGCUCAAAGCCUGAUAGCAUCCCCCCACCAGUACCUAAUACGCCAAGACCCAUUCAAUCAAGUCUGCACAACCGCGGGUCCCCUCCCGUGCCUGGGGCCACCAGGCAGCCCAGCCCUGGGCCGACUCCUCCCCCUUUCCCCGGAAACAGAGGUGCUGCUUUUGGAGGAGGCUCCGUCCGUCAGACCCCCUCAGGCUCCUCCUCACCCUUCUCCAACAGGCCUCCCCUGCCCCCUACCCCGAGCAGGGCCUUGGAUGACAAACCCCCUCCGCCGCCUCCUCCGGUGGGCAACAGGCCCAGCAUCCACAGAGAAGCGGUCCCACCUCCGCCCCCUCAGAACAGCAAGCCCCCGGUGCCUUCCACUCCGCGGCCUUCCUCUUCGUCACAGGCCCCACCUCCGCCACCGCCACCCAGCAGGCCCGGCCCGCCCCACCUGCCUCCGGGUUCCAGCGGCAGUGACGAAACCCCAAGGCUCCCCCAGCGGAAUCUGUCCCUCACGUCGUCUGCACCGCCCUUACCUUCACCUGGACGUUCUGGCCCGCUUCCUCCCCCGCCCAAUGAGAGACCCCCUCCUCCAGUGAGGGACCCACCAGGCAGAUCAGGCCCUCUCCCACCACCUCCUCCAAUAAGCAGAAAUGGCAGCACGUCUCGGGCCCUGCCUGCCACCCCACAGUUGCCAUCCAGAAGUGCAGUAGACAGUCCCAGGAGUGGGACCCGACCUCCCCUUCCUCCGGAUAGGCCUGGUGCUGGGGCACCUCCCCCACCUCCACCAUCGACAUCAAUUAGAAAUGGUUUCCAAGACUCUUCAUGUGAAGAAUUCAAAGAAUUAGAAAAUAUUUUAGGAAAAUUUCCAUGA